AUGUUACUAUCGAAAUGGCGUGCUGGGGUCCUACACCGACAGGUACGGUAUCUGCAAACCGUACUCAAUUGGCCAUUCCAAUCGGAAAUCAAAAUUAGUGAAAAAAUGAAAUCACUCGAAGAGUCGUGGUCGAAAAAGUUGAUGGAGCAUUUUGAGAAUCAAAAAACGAUACCGUGCCGCCUGAAUGAGAAGAAAUACAUCCUUUCAAUGUUCCCAUAUCCAUCGGGACGUCUUCAUAUCGGCCACAUGCGUGUUUAUACGAUUUCCGAUGCGACCGCCCGUUAUUAUCGAUUGAAUGGAUAUCGAGUGAUUCAUCCGAUCGGAUGGGACUCAUUUGGAUUACCGGCUGAAAAUGCGGCUAGAAAUAAUGGGGUUGAUCCGAGAGAAUGGACCAUUCAAAACAUUGAAACAAUGAGAAGACAGUUGAAAGCGACGCAGUUGCGGAAUGUCCUAGUUGCGAAAUGUCCUAUUUUUCGUCAGAUUCAAUUCGACUGGAAUCGUGAAAUCUCAACAUGUGAACCGGAAUUCUAUCGUUGGACCCAAUGGAUAUUUUGUCGUCUUUUCGAGAAUGGACUCGUUCGACGAACACAGGCAGAAGUCAAUUGGGAUCCAAUCGAUCAGACGGUCUUGGCUGCAGAACAAAUCGAUAAUGAGGGAAGGAGUUGGAGAAGUGGAGCGGUUGCGGAGAAGAAGAAAUUGAGAAAAUCGACUACAAACUACACAAAUUGCAGCCAGUGGAUGAUCGAAACGCCCAAAUACGCGAAACGUCUCCAGGAAGGCCUUCGAAAAAUGUCUGAGCAAUGGGGCGAAGUUGCUGACAUCCAAGCGAAUUGGAUCGGAAAAUGUGACGUAUUUCGAUUCAUGCUUCCGGUGAUUGGCACAGAAAACGAAUUUAUCGAUUUGAGGAUUCGUGAUAUUUUUGAAAUUUCGAAUGCAGAGUUUCUGGUCCUGAAACGGGCCCAUCCGAUGGCUGAUAAGACCCAGGAACAGUUUCCAUACAAACUACCAUUCGAAGUGCUUAACGGAGUAACUGGCCGUCGAAUUCCAGCGAUUGUUGUCGACGAUGACUACCUUCCAGACACUGAAUUCUUCUUAAAUACCAGAAUUGGAAAUUUCAAAACUGAUAAAGAAUUAGCAGAGAAAUUCAGAGUCCAAGAGCCGAAACUCAAGCGGGUGUUGACCAAAAAUGAUAUUCAGGAGAUGGCGGCGGUAUCUAGCUCUCAAAAUUUCAAAAAAUCGAUAAUCGAUUUUUGUUUGCAGUUCGGCGGCUACGGUGGCUACGAAACGUCGAGAACGUUAACCGAUUGGGUUGUGAGUCGACAGCGAGCAUGGGGAACGCCGAUUCCGAUGAUUCAAACAGAAAAUGGAAGACGAGCCGCUGCGAAAUUGGAAAAAUUGCCAGUUUUGGGAACGGAUCGGGGGCAGAAAGUCGAUGAGAAGAGAUUUGAAACCGCUGGAACUUUUGAUUCUGACACUUUGGACACUUUCUUUGAUUCGUCGUGGUUAGUGUGGGAAAGAGAGACUACAAACUACAAAAAAAAUUGGAAAAAAAAUCUGAAAAUCUACAAUUUUAAACAAACUACAAGAUGUAGACUACAAACUACAAAAAAAACCGAAAUUGGAAGGGGUUCGAUAUUUGAAAGUUUACAAAAAGCAAGAAAAAACAAUAUCUGGACUACAAAGUAUAAACUACAAACUACAAAAAUUCUGUAUUAUCUCCGCUAUUUGGAUCCAAAAAAUGCGUCAAAACUCGCUGACGACGUAUUUCUGAAGGAAAUGCCAGUUGAUGUAUACGUUGGAGGCAUCGAACACGCUGCUGUUCACAUGUUCUUCGCCAGAUUUGUCUCGUAUUUCUUGAAUGACAUUGGAGUGAUUCCCACCGCCGAACCAUUCACCGAUUUAAUCCCACAAGGAAUCGUCCGCGGCAGGACUUUCAUCGAAAAAUCCAGCGGAAAAUACCUAUCUCCAGACGAUGUGGAAUACUCAGAUGACCAAAAAUCGAUACGGCUAAAAUCGAAUCCUACUGUAGAGGUGGAAUCGAUUUACGAAAAAAUGAGCAAAUCGAAGAAUAAUGGAGUGGAUUUGGUGGAACUGUUGACGACGGAUGGCAUCGAUUUGACGAGAUUGAGGAUUCUCGAAGCAGCUGCUCCACGAGCACCGAUCAAUUGGGGAGAGACGGAUUUGAAGGGGGCUAAGGUAUACUGUACUUUCAGAAAUUACAAAAAAUUUGACUUGAAAACGAAAAGAAAGAUUUUGGACGAGGGGAGGAGUCGAACCAGGGAUGUGAGAUCGGUGGGCAAAACUCUGCGCCAGUCGGCCACACAGCACACUGUGGAGAGACGCAGAGAGCGCGCCUAUAUAAGCUGCUGCCGGCGUUAUUGCCCUCCUGGGCCCGUGGCCGAGUGGAGAGUGCGCUUGCCUAUCAAUCAGAAGGUCACGGGUUCGAUUGCUCCCGGGGUUAAAACUUUUUUCUUUUUUUUUGCAAAUAAAUUCAAGAAAUCCAAAACUGGAAAUUGCAAAAUUUUUCACAAUUUUUUUCAGAAACUUCUCGAUCGAAUCGCCACAAUGACAUCUGAUGUCAUUAAAUCACGAGUAGCAUCUUCAGAAUUCAAAAAAGACCCAAACAUCGACUCCCAAAUCAAAGAAACCUAUAAUUUCUUCGUUCGAAACGUCGGAAUGUGUCUAGAAGUCCUUCAUCUACAUAAUACCGCUUUGAUGAGACUUCAGGGAUUCACAAACGCGUUAAAAAAAAUCGAUCCGGUUUACUUGGCGAAUAGCGAGGAAGGAAUUCGAGCUGUUCGAUCGUUGAUAAUUAUGCUGCAAGUUUUCUGUCCCCACGUGGCUGCUGAAAUGUGGACGGCCCUGGAGCCCGAUUCCGGCCUAAUUUUGACCCAAAAUUGGCCUGAAAUCGACGCCGACGCCGACGUGGAAUUCCUUCUGAUGAUUGACGGCGUCAGUGGAGGACGUCCAAGUGUUGGAAGACAGAAAAUUGAAAAUUUGAGAUUAGAGGAUUUAUGGAAGAGGGCGGAGCUUAACGAGCACUCGGAUAUUUUAAAAAUGAUUAAAGCCGAUGGAAUUGUGUUGAAGGAUCAUAGGUUUUCAGCGAGAAAAGGCUUCCAUGUGACACUGGCAUGCAAUACUGAAGGUGAUAAAGACGAAAAUCGCAAGAAAAUCGGCAAAAUUUUGGACCGGAUUCAAGCGGAAAAACGAAAAUCCGACAAGAAGAAGAAGGCGAAAAAGGCGGCGAAAUAA
Messenger RNA from Caenorhabditis briggsae, 3252 nucleotides. RefSeq names its product Protein CBR-LARS-2 (gene Cbr-lars-2). Lineage: Eukaryota; Metazoa; Nematoda; Chromadorea; Rhabditida; Rhabditidae. The transcript has 12 exons. Gene Ontology annotation, biological process: leucyl-tRNA aminoacylation; mitochondrial translation. Gene Ontology annotation, cellular component: mitochondrion. The record is from RefSeq and is a predicted model, not a curated record. Bases 1 to 3252 code for a protein of 1083 amino acids. Gene Ontology annotation, molecular function: ATP binding; leucine-tRNA ligase activity.